AUGGCGAGUGUCGGAAAUAAAUUUUCUCCAAGAUAUGGUAUUUAUAAGUUAUCAAGAAGAGGUAAAAAAUUACAGCUAUCUGACGAUCAAAGAAUGUUGGUGGCUUUGCCCAAAGAUGUACCUGAACGCACGUGGGCAGAAAUUCUUCAAAAAGAGGAAACUGAUCUCAUGAUCUUCGAUAUCCGUGAGGAGAUACUAGAAUCAGCAAUGGAAAUAUGCUACGAAAAGAACUUUUUUCGUCACGAUCCCGGAGAAGAUCCUAGUGCGUAUCCACCAUGCCAUAUUCCCAAACGUAAAGAAUCCUGGAUACCGGAUGAACUCCCAGAUCCAUCUCCCAAGGACACUUGGUGCAAACAAGAGUUGAAUGUCCUGGAAGAAUACGAGGAAGAAGUUCUGAAGAAGUGGCCCAGCAGUUCCUCUAUCGAUUUCCCUGUGAUUGAUGAUAUUCCUGAAGAAUAUUGGUUUCCUGGCAGAGUUAAUAUUCCCGUAGAAACGGCGGAGACUUCAGAAGAAUCCACGAAAACUAUUACUUAUGAAUCAGAAUCUGCAAGUUCAACUGGCAACAUUGGCACAGAGAGCGAAGUGUUACAGAAGAUCACUACUUACAGCCCUGGAGAGGUAUCUGCUAAGGAAUCUUCAUUGAGCGCUUUAAAGACCACUACACCAAUACACGGAUCAUUGGAAGGCGCCGGAGAUUCUACUGUGGACAAGCUACGCCCUAAGAGAAGAUUUACAGUGAAAAGCAAGCAUUUUAGUAAAGCUAGUGUUCUGGGAAGAUCGAAGGCUACGCUUCCACCACUGGAUGGCGACUCUAGAUCUCGCAUCAGCAUCAUAUCGGACUGUCGGCUGAGGAACUUAAGGUUGGACACCCAAUAUGAGAUAACGUCUGAGAAGAUCCAAACGCCUCCAGGCGAAAUGGUAAAACGAAAA
Messenger RNA from Brenthis ino (lesser marbled fritillary), 930 nucleotides. NCBI's taxonomy places the organism in Eukaryota, Metazoa, Arthropoda, Insecta, Lepidoptera, Nymphalidae. The record is from the annotation of a GenBank genome assembly.